Molecule: messenger RNA, 1242 nt
Organism: Hydra vulgaris (swiftwater hydra)
Lineage: Eukaryota; Metazoa; Cnidaria; Hydrozoa; Anthoathecata; Hydridae
Source: RefSeq, a predicted model, not a curated record
AUGAAUUCCGAUAUUAAAAUUUAUUCCUUUGAUAAAGGCACAGGUUUUGCACUACUAUACCAAAGAGAUGCAUCUCUUAAAUUAGAAGAAACAAUUAAAAAUAGCAGAAUUAUUGAUCAUGACCCAACACCCACACUUACUACCAAAUUUCAAAAACAAUUAUCUAAAUUAAGAAAAGAGGGUAAACUAGACACAACUGCAUAUUUUAAAAUGUAUCCGUCAGAUUGUGUACCACCUAGAAUAUAUGGAAUGGUUAAAGCGCACAAACCUGAAAAAGAUAACCCAAUGCGCCCUGUUGUCAAUCAACACACCACCAUAUGGAAUAUCCGAAUACCUCUCAAUUUAUAUCCGUCCAUACCCAUUGACGAAGCUAUUCCAGUUAUUAUUGAUAUAUUGAAUAAUGAUAUAGACGACUUAAAGACUCGAACUAAACUAUCUCUUGUAGACAUACAUCAAUUAAUAGAACUUUCAUUGAGUAUUUGCUAUUUUCUAUAUGAAAACAAAAUCCGAAUAAUACCUAAUUCAGGUCCUAUAGAUUUGUCUUUAAUGGUUGUUAUGGCGGAAGCGUUUUUACAGAAUAUAGAAAGAAAAGCUCUUGAUAUAGCUACUAUUUGUACAUGUGAACCAAAAACUUUUGUGAGAUAUGUAGACGACUGUCAUGCUCGCUUUAACUCAAUAAAACAACAGCAAAUGUUUCUAAAUAUCCUAAACGAACAAAACCCUUCCAUAAAAUACACUGUUGAACUCGAAAACCACCAAAAACAACUUAACUUUCUAGAUGUUAAUAUUACAAACAUAAUGCAUGGAGCUUAUGAAUUUCAAAUACAUCGAAAAGAAGCAAUAACUAAUAUUCAACUAAAACCUAACUCAAACAUCAAUCCUAAUAUUAUCACUGGCGUAUUCAAAGGGUUUUUAUGUCGUGCAAAGAGAUUAUGCUCUCAAAAAUAUCUCAAACAAGAAAUUGAUUUUCCAAUAGAAGUGUUUGUUGAAAACGGGCACAACAAGAACAAUCUAAUUAAUAUCGCCAGAAACUUUCUAAAAAACGAAUUAAAAAAUACCAAUUAUAAACCAACUGACAACCAACCAUUUAUAAAACUACCAUGGAUACCAAUCGUUGGUCCCAAACUUAGAAAGGAACUUACAGUUAUAUUUACAUCCGCUCCAAAUUUAAACAAUAUUUUAUGCAACAAUAAGACAAAACUUCCUCCAAAUACAAACCCAGGCGUCUACGAACUAAAAUGA